AUGAGCGGGCAUGCGGGCAAACAAGUGGCACCGGUGAAGUGCAAGGGGUGGUCUGUCGAGAAGCCAGCCUUGCAGUGGUCGACAGACGCGGUGAAGCUGUCGGACGUGGUGGUGGCGGCGCCGGCCCCUACACAGAUCCGCGUAAAGGUAUACGCAGCCAGUAUCAACCCAAUCGACUGGAAGCGAGGCAUGUUCCCCGCCUCCGGCUCUGGCCCUGGUGUUCCAGGGAGCGAUCUUAAGGUGCUCAAAGGGAUGCACCACAAACCGCCGAACUACCCAUACCCGUAUGUGGUCGGCGUCGACGGCGCUGGUGAAGUGGAGAGUGUCGGCGAGAAGGUGACGGGGCUCAGGACUGGGGACCGGGUCAUGUUCCACUCGAGCCUGACGAACGCGCACGGCGGCUCCCUGUGCGAGUACGCCGUGAUGGAGGAGUCCGUGGCGGUGCCCAUCCCGGGUGAUGGGGCGAGACCGUUCUCAUAUGAGGAAGCCGCGGCCAUUCCGUGCGCCACGUGGACAGCAUACGUUGCCCUCUUCGACAAGCUGCGCAUCGAGCCGGGGCGCAGCAUCUUCGUCGACGGUGGGUCUGGGGCAGUGGGCAGCUCCGCUGUGCAGCUGGCGCACCACAUGGGGCUCUACGUGUUUGCAUCGUGCUCUCCGAGCAACGCAGACUAUGUGCGGAGCAUCGGCGCGGAUCAUGUGCUGAACUACCACGACGGCAUCGAGAUGAUAGAUCAGAUUCUGGACGCUACAGAGGGAUAUGGGGUGGAUUACUACCUCGCCGUGACCAACACCCAGGAUGCGGAGAGUUUCACUGACGCUCUUCGUUUUGGCGGCGCCGUCUGUCUGCUGUCUGGCGUUCUGAUUCCCAAAACCGGUGUGCUGCUCCGUCGUCAGCUGUCGGUGCACUACGUCUUCCUGAACGGUCUACAUGACCAUCCGCUGACGCGGCCACAGCUGCGAUACAUUGGCGAGCAAGUGACAAAACUCUACCAGAGCGGUGCUUUUCGCCUGGACGUGGAGGUUCUUCCGUUUGCCGAAGCCGCCAAGGCGCUUGACCGCUCAGCUACCGGGAGCGUGAACCACAAGAAGCUCAUUGUGCAGGUGUCAUCACCGUGA
Molecule: messenger RNA, 1116 nt
Organism: Leishmania mexicana MHOM/GT/2001/U1103
Lineage: Eukaryota; Euglenozoa; Kinetoplastea; Trypanosomatida; Trypanosomatidae
Product: zinc binding dehydrogenase-like protein
Exons: 1
Coding region: 1-1116 (371 amino acids)
Molecular function (GO): oxidoreductase activity
Source: RefSeq, a predicted model, not a curated record